Molecule: messenger RNA, 100 nt
Organism: Penaeus monodon (black tiger shrimp)
Lineage: Eukaryota; Metazoa; Arthropoda; Malacostraca; Decapoda; Penaeidae
Product: rab-like protein 6
Source: RefSeq, a predicted model, not a curated record
GUCUUCAAGUGCUGAGUCUCGUAAAAAGCACAAGUCGAAGAAGAGCAAGCGCAGCAGUCUUUCCUUUACCAGGGUAAUAAGCAAGGAGCGAGUCACCUAA